AGGCUCUCGCCCCGUUUCUCAGCUUGCUCGUCCGUGAAAACUUCGAGAAACUUUUUCUCGCCCCGUUCUUUUGCAACGAACGCUUCCCCCCCUCCUCACUGCCCCGCCCGCUGCCUUCCCUUGUUUCGGUCCGGGGACCGGCCGCCUUUUUCGAGCCAUGUGUACUAGAAGACCAGCGCUUCGGGCAGCCCUGUGUAUGUGGAGCUGCUGCUGCCUCGUCGCGCUUUGCGGGAUGUCGGCUAGCCAGCACAUCGUGGCCCCGUCAAGAAACAACAUAGAAAAUGAGAAAGACUUCAGUGGUAUUGAGAGUAAAUUUUCUUUAAGGAUACCCGAAAGGCCUGAUGAAGACGUUUGCCUCCUAGUUCCUGGACAGGAAACAAGUGUAGCAGAUUGCAACUUCAAUCAUACCAGUAAAACUUUUGUGGUUAUACAUGGAUGGACGGUGACUGGCAUGUAUGAGAGCUGGGUUCCUAAGCUGGUGAAGGCACUGUAUAACAGAGAGCCUGAUUCUAAUGUCAUUGUAGUUAAUUGGUUAGCUCGAGCCAGUUUGCAUUAUACAACAUCUGCAUACUUUACAAAGAAGGUGGGAGAAGAUGUUGCUGCAUUCGUUGAUUGGAUGGAGGAGCAGUUCGGUUAUUUUCUCAACAACGUCCAUUUGCUGGGAUACAGCCUUGGUGCCCACGUUGCUGGCAUUGCUGGAAGUCUGACCAGUAAAAAGAUUAAUAGAAUUACAGGUUUAGAUCCUGCUGGGCCCCUCUUUGAAUACGCUGAGGCGUCUAGGCGCCUUUCUCCAGAUGAUGCUGUCUUUGUGGAUGUCUUGCAUACUUACAUCAGAGGCUCCCCAGAUCGCAGCAUUGGUAUACAGCAGCCGGUGGGCCACAUUGAUAUCUAUCCCAACGGAGGUAGCUUCCAGCCAGGUUGCAAUUUAGCUGAAGCCCUGCGCCUGAUUGCUGAGAAAGGCUUUCAAGAGUCUGAUCAGCUGGUGAAAUGCUCUCAUGAACGCUCCAUCCACCUCUUCAUUGAUUCCCUCUUGUAUGAAGAAAAACCAAUCAUGGCGUACCGAUGCAAUUCAAAAGAAACAUUUGAAAGAGGGCUUUGCUUGAGCUGCCGAAAGAACCGUUGCAACAAUUUAGGGUAUGAAGUCAAAAGAGUGGGAAGCAAGAAGAGCAGCAAAAUGUAUCUGAAGACCCGUGCACAUGCCCCUUAUAAAGUCUUUCAUUUCCAGGUCAAGAUACAUUUUUUUGGAAAAUUGAACAUUACCAAGAGAAAUGAACCAUUUCUUAUUUCUUUUUAUGGCACCAAGAAGGAAAGUGAGAACAUACCGUUUGUAAUGCCUGAGAUCUCCACUAACAAAACAAGUUCCUUCCUGGUGUGUACUGAAGUUGAUAUUGGAGAACUGCUUAUAGUAAAACUUCAGUGGGAAAAAGAAUCUUUUUUCAGUUUGAGAUGGUGGGAUACCCCUGAAUUUAGCAUACGAGUAGUCAGAAUCAAGGCUGGAGAAACCCAGAAAAAGGUGAUGUUCUGCUCACAGAAUGGAUCCUCUUUUCUCCAAAAAGGGGGUAAAGCUGCAGAAUUUAUGAGAUGCAAUAUGAAAAAACAUAAUGACACAGAUUCAUGAGACCAGGCCAAGAUAAUGAAUGAGUGAAGACAUUCUACUUUGGGAAGGAAAUUCCACAGAGUACUGACCAAACAGGAAUGAUUGUACUGACAUAAUUAUCUGCCUUCUAUAAAACUGUCAGCUGACACUGCCCUAGGAAUUAUUUACCCAGACUGAAAUCUUGAUUUGGUUUUGUAUGAAUGUGACUAGCAAUAUACAUUCAAAUUCACAUCCGACUGGAAACACAGAAGUGCAGAUGGACAGUAUCUUCAUCCAGAUCAACAUCUGAAUGCAAACUUGAUUCCUUACUCAAUGAGCACCAUGCAUGUAAAACCCACUUCUACUGGGUAGAUCUCCUUAUCUGGAUCAGCAUAUACCAAAAACUACAUAAGCCAACUUUAUUUUUAUAAUUAAGAAGAAAUCUCUCACAGAUGGUGAUUUUUGUAUUAUUCAGAACAAAGGUCAAUAAUUCUUAUACCAACUCUCUUGUUUUAGAAUGCACUUGUGUUAAAAAAAAACCUAUUUAUUGAAGAAUUGCUUAUUUUUACUUGCAUUUGGGUUAAGGUGUUUGGUUGUUUUUUUAUUAAGUUCUGCUUAAUAAAAAAGUUGGGUGUUUUGCUGUGCAAUGUCCAUUUAGCUGAUAUGUGCAGUUUUGGAGCUUUGGCUGGCUAUAAAUUACUUUUAUAAGCAAUUAAGAACAAUAUUUAGACUUUCUAUUCAAUAAAUGCUUACAAGCCACAAUAUAUAUGAAUAAUGAUGUUUUGUAGGUCAGAAAAAUCUCAGAGAAAGCUGUUUCACAGUAGGUAAAUAAUUAAAUUUAGGAAACACUUAGCCAUCCAUAUUCUCCUUAUAUGACAAUAAAUGCACCACAGGAGAAAAUACCUAAAGUUGUGUCUCAUGCUUUUCCUUUAAAAAGGAAUCCAAUGCAUUUAUAGUAAACAUACUUAUCUUUAUCAAAUGACUAUCCCUAAAAAAGAAGCAUCAGUAUCAUAAACAUUGUAGGACUAUUGCUGCUUAUAACAAUAUUGUUACCAGACACAAAAUUUCUGUAUUGAUUGUGGACAGUAAUGGCAACAAAAACCUAUGAUUUUCACAAAUCCAUAUCCCAAACAAAUAAUAAUCCCCCUUUUUUGACCGUUUCUAACAUGGAAAAUAAUAUUUUUUUUUCUUGAGGUAAUGUUAGCAUAUGAAGAUGUAGUAUUAGACUUUCACUUUGGGAGAAUACAUAAAUAUAUAUAUUUUGUUGAAUCAGGAAGUAAGGACACACAGAAAGAGGUAUUUGAUGCAGAUAUUUAUUGGCAUGGUCAAAAUAAUUCAUCACUUUUAUUUUUUUUAAUCAAAAUUGCAGACUUUCAAAGUUAGAACCAAUUAUAUUCACAGUGGUUUAGUAAGUUGUACACUAAAAAAAAAAAAAGAUAAUUUUUACUUCUGUGAAGAUACAUAAAAACAUAGAUGUGCCUGAGCUUAGAUACUUCCACUUUAGCAUCUGAUUGUUCAAUACAUUAGCUCUUACUACAGGAAAAAAAUUAACAAAUGUGUGGCAAAAAUUAAAAACAAUUCUUUUAAGAUUUUUUUUUAUUGUGAUAGUUACCCUGCACAUCGGUCUUUCAUUCAGGCAGGAAAAACAAGCAAACGCUGAAGGAUACCUUUAAAGAUGUACAUCAUUUCUUCUGGAUGAAGCCAAUUUCUCAGGAAUGAGAUUUAAAAGACUAUUUCUUAACAAGUUGAAGAUUUUUAAUGCAAAGUAAAAAAACAAUGCCAACAGCCCUUGAUCACCAAAAGGAGUUUUAUAUAUGAGAAGAUAUAUCUUGACUUUAAUUGUUUCUAUUUAUUAUUUGUAAAAUAUAUUUGUGUACAUAAUGUAAAAGUUAGUUUGUAUAUAUUGCUGAAAUAAAGCUAUAUUCAUUUAUAGA
This is a messenger RNA of Thamnophis sirtalis, 3510 nucleotides long. It is a transcript of the gene LPL, whose product is annotated as lipoprotein lipase. NCBI's taxonomy places the organism in Eukaryota, Metazoa, Chordata, Lepidosauria, Squamata, Natricidae. Gene Ontology annotation, molecular function: lipoprotein lipase activity; apolipoprotein binding. The record is from RefSeq and is a predicted model, not a curated record. Gene Ontology annotation, biological process: very-low-density lipoprotein particle remodeling; lipid catabolic process.